AUGCUCUCGUACACUUAUUUUGCUCUGUGGGUUUGGUGCUUGCACAUCGUUGCAGGAAACACAGAGACGUUCUUGGUGAGUCUGCCUGCCGACUAUCCAAUUUUCAAGUAUGUCGGUGAUGUGGGUGCUCAUGAUUAUCAUGUACUUUCAUUAAAUAACACAAACAACGACAAAAUCACCAUCAACCCGAUUGUGAGUGCACGCACCGUUACUCACUACAUCGAAUUGCAAUCUUUGAAGAAAUUUGAAUCGUACAUGGUAAAGACCUGCUGGUCUGCAGUGUCACCAAUCUCAAUACAUAAUAUGGAUACAAUGAUUGUUCCGCCAUUGCAAGACUUUAUGGGCACCACAAGCGAACAUCCAAGGUUCUUUAUAGCAUUCGACAUCACUCAAGAUUCGUAUCCUACCAUUGACAUGUUGGAAUCUUUGAUCAAUGUCAGCGUGACUAACGUUAAAUUAGGCAUACCAGUAGACCUGUAUUCAACUAUAAUAUAUAUAUUAUUUACAUGUGGCUUCGUAUUUGCAUUGGAAAGAUAUUUAAAUCUAGUUGCACGUAUAACCACUAUAUAA
Messenger RNA from Tetrapisispora phaffii CBS 4417, 570 nucleotides. It is a transcript of the gene PGA1, whose product is annotated as Pga1p. The record is from RefSeq and is a predicted model, not a curated record. Gene Ontology annotation, biological process: GPI anchor biosynthetic process. Gene Ontology annotation, molecular function: mannosyltransferase activity. Gene Ontology annotation, cellular component: endoplasmic reticulum membrane; mannosyltransferase complex. NCBI's taxonomy places the organism in Eukaryota, Fungi, Ascomycota, Saccharomycetes, Saccharomycetales, Saccharomycetaceae. The transcript has a single exon. The coding region runs from base 1 to 570 and encodes 189 amino acids.